AUGGCUUACCAGACUGAGAUGAUCAUAGAUGCCCAACCCCAGCCCAUGGGCAACAGCUACACCUUCAGCAGCCAGGCGGCCUGGAGUUCGGAUCUGUGCGACUGCUGUUCCGACAUGGGUGUUUGUCUUUGUGCCACCUUUGUGCCCUGUAUCCUGGCAUGCCGGGUGGCAGAGCAGGCCGGCCAGUGUUUCUGCCUCCCUUGUCUGCCCGGCACUCUGAUCGCGCUGCGCACCGGUGUCCGCGAGAAAUACCACAUUGAGGGCACUAUUUGCGACGACUGGAUGGUCAUGUCUUGCUGCCCGCUCUGCGGCCUUUGCCAACUUUCUCGAGAACUGAGCAACAGAAACUGA
This is a messenger RNA of Gekko japonicus, 351 nucleotides long. Its product is annotated as cornifelin homolog A-like. The transcript is spliced from 3 exons. The coding region runs from base 1 to 351 and encodes 116 amino acids. NCBI's taxonomy places the organism in Eukaryota, Metazoa, Chordata, Lepidosauria, Squamata, Gekkonidae. The record is from RefSeq and is a predicted model, not a curated record. Gene Ontology annotation, cellular component: cornified envelope.